This is a messenger RNA of Periophthalmus magnuspinnatus, 3276 nucleotides long. It is a transcript of the gene commd2, whose product is annotated as COMM domain containing 2. Bases 100 to 705 code for a protein of 201 amino acids. The transcript is spliced from 6 exons. NCBI's taxonomy places the organism in Eukaryota, Metazoa, Chordata, Actinopteri, Gobiiformes, Gobiidae. The record is from RefSeq and is a predicted model, not a curated record.
AUGUGACACCGGGGAUCACGUGAUCUAAACUCGCUGCUCGGAACCUCCGGAGCAGAUCGGACCGUGAACUGAUGCUUUCUGUGGGGGAGAUGAGACACGAUGCUGCUUGUUCUUUCCGAGCAGCACAAAGGACACCUGUCCUUCUUGUCCACCGUGGAGCCUGAGGUGGUGGCAGAGUUUGGACGCAUCACGCUGGACUUCCUGAAACGAGGGACAAGCCCCAAGAUCUACGAGGCUGCAGCAAGGAAGCUGGGUGUCUCGGUGGAGCGAGUGCAGUGUGCCGUGGAGGGCCUCAUGUUCCUGGUCCUGGAGAGCUGCAGGCGCACGCUGUCUGACACGGACUUCCUCGACUCUGUUCUGGUGCUGGGCUUCAGCCAAGACCUCAACAACACGCUUCUUCAGCUGUACCUGCAGCAGAGUGCUCAGGUGCGGUCUGUCCUGGCUCAGCUUGCUCCCUCACUGCCUGUCUACCACAGUCUGGAGUGGAGACUGGAUGUCAAUAUGUCCAGCCGAGCACUGAGGCAGCAGCUAUGUCCCAUCAUAACGCUGUGCCUGAACCUGACCAGUGGGGACGCCAGUGGGAAGGUGUGCAAGCUGCUCCAGGCUCGUCCUAGUACCCUCCUGCACCUGUUGUCUGUGCUGGAGAAGGCCCUGGAUGCCAUGAAGAGCAACCAUAGCCGCCGCAUCCUGAGGAACAUCAAGUGAGCCUGUCGCACCUGUCGCAUUCACCUGCCACACUUGCCGCAUCCUGAGGAACAUCAAGUAAGCCUAUUGAACUUGUCAUAUUCAUCUGCCACACACACCGCAUCCUGAUAAGGAUCAAAUGAGCCUAUCACACCUGUAACAUUCACCUCUCACACCUGCCGCAUCCUGAAAAAUAUCAGGUGAAUCUGUCGCACCUGCCACACCCACCGCAUCCUGAGGAACAUAAAGUGGACUUCUUGCACCCACCACAUCUUGAGGGUCAUCAAAUGAACCUGUCACACCCGCUACAUUCUGAGGAACAUCAAGUGAACCUGUCGUACAUAUCAGACCUGCCACAUUCACACACCUGUCCUAAAAAACAUCAGAUGAAUCUAUCACAUCUGCCACACCCGCCAAAUCCUGAAGAACAUCAAGGGAAACUGUCACACCCACCGUAACCUGAGGAACAGCAACUGAACCUAUGGCACAUGGGGCAUUCACUCGCUGCAUCCAGAGGAACAUAUAAUGAAAUGGUUCUAAACUUUUUCAGUGGGUGUCAUGUUUCAGACGGUGGCGUACAGUUUCUAAUUUCUCAGCUUAGGUCAUUACAUCCACACUUCUGGAGAUUCAGGAGCAAUGCUACUGUAUUUAUUUUUCCUUGUUGAAUGUAUUUCUUAAGUUUAGUUUUGCCAUCAUACUGUGCCUAAAUAUGUCCACCGAGAUGGGUUAUUUCCUUUAUGUGGGUUUGGUGAACUUUGUUUGGUUAAGGUUAGGGGUUACGUUUGGUUAAAUUUAAGAACAGGAUGGUGUUAAGGUGUGGUUAAGUGGUUAAGGUUAUGGUUAGGAAAAUGUUUUGGGUAACUUAAAAAAAUACUUUAUCUACUAGCUUUAUUUCAACUUGAUGUCAGUAUAUUUUACAUACAAUAAAACUGUCAAAAAUAUGUUCUUCUGUUGUUCGUAGCAUCAGAAGCUAACACAUUACCAUGGCAACCAGCGCUUUCUGAUCACUUCUGUACCUACAGACCAGACUAUCUAUUUUCUAUCUAUCUAGCACUAACCAUUCAGAGUGUUGACAUGACUCUGCAAUAUAUAUAUAUGUAUUGUGUCAAAAAAUUAAAAAAAAAAAUGUAUAAAUUGUGAAUACAAGUGCCACUAAUGAUGUUUUUCUAGUACUAUUGUGCCUUGAAAUUUUACAUUUAAAGGUGUACUGUGUAACAUUUCUGGUGUGUUUUCCUCCUGCUCAUCUUUACGGAGAGCUUUUAGCUUUGCCUGAAUGUUUCACAAUAUGGCUUUAAAUGUGUCUAUUUUGCAUUUAUGGGUGUUUUAAUUGCUCACUAAUACCUUGAAAUCAUGCAUUGUUUUUAUGAGUGUGGUCUUCUCUCUAUACAUCUGACCUGUUACUUGUCACCUGCUUUUUUCAUGUAUAUAUACGUUUACUGCUAUACUGUGGAACAAUCCAAGCAAAGUAAUAACCUCUCCGUGGAGACAAACAGGUGAUAGACCCACUAUAAAACUUGCAUAGUGCAGCUUUAACCAGAUAACAGUGAAAUAUACCAACUUAAGACUUUAUAAAGGAUAGCAAAGAACAAAGUUAAAUCUGUCAACUGGACAAAUCUUGUAGGAGUGAAGAAGUUUCGCUGCUCAUCCAAGCCGCUUCUUCAGUUCUGGUCAGAAUCUCAUACUGUCUGAAGAUUCUCUGAAGUUUUUCAGACACACCCGCAGUGUAAGGGAUGGUAACACCUCUCCUUCUAGGUUCAGAUUCCCUGUUGUCCUGUUUUUUAGCUCUCUUUGAUCUAUUGAAGGCCCAUUUUGGAUAUCCACAAGCAGAGAGGGCUUUCUCCACAUGUUGCUCCUCCUUUACUUUUCCCUCUGUUUGUAGGCACCACUUGAGCUCUGUGUUGUAGUGUCCGCAUCACUCCGAGUUUGUACCGCAGUGGAUGGUGUGAAUCAAACAGCAGGUAUUGGUCCCUAUGUGUAGGCUUCCUGUAAACUUCUACCUGGAGUCGCCUUUCCUCUCCUAUUGUUACUGCACAAUCUAUUGGCUUGGAUGAGCAGCGAAACGUCUUCACUCCUACAAGAUUUGUCCAGUUGACAGAUUUAACUUUGUUCUUUGCUAUGGAUCAGACCUGGAUGACUGAGGGUCUACACAGACAUCUUUAUAAAGGGUGUUUUACACAUAGUCCCCACUGCUGUUAUAAUAAUGACAUACUGAUGAUAUAUCUUUUUCUACCACACGUUGUUACAGUCUAUGUGCUGUAGAGUUCAUUAAACAAAAUAGAUUUUUACUUAGUCAGUGAUUAAUCGACUCAGUCAUUACUGCCUGUGAUCAGAUUCACUAGUAAUAAUAGGUGAUGAUAAUGUUUUUUUGUUUUAAAUAAAAGCCUACUCUUCUUUGGUCUUUUAAUGUGUACCCUUAUUUUCUUUUGAGUAAAAAAUGUAUCACACAUUUCAUCAUAAAUUAAGCAGUAAUGGCAAAACAUGAAGAACCACCUGUAUAGGAUGUUACUGACAUGCUGAUUUUUAAAUGUUCCUGUUAUUGUAAAUAUUUUUGGUGUUGGAAAAUAAAUGCACUGAUCUGCAGUGUUCCUCGUC